GGAAGCUAAUUCCUGUAAUUAAUCACAUGCAUGUCUUCAGCUGGUGGAACAACUCAAACAAUAACUUAGAAACAGAAAGUAUCCACCCAUUUCUCAGUAUAUGGCAUUGCUCAGCGUGUGAUUCCAUCAGACACAAUGGCACACGGCGCAAUGCUGCUGCUGCUGAGCUUGGCUCUCGCUCUGGGACCAGCCGUAGGUUUCUAUGGGGGUUCCAUGACGUUCACACCUGUAAACAGAUUUCCAGAUGGAUCAGUGGAGAUGCACUUUUACUACAGAGAGUCCAGUAGGGGUCCCUGUGGUUCUCAGGUUGACUGGAUCUGUGAGAGUGGAUCGUGUGGCAUCCUCACUAGCACCGAACCUGUGGUGACAGACAGCACAGCUCAAAAUCUGUGGUGCCAAUCAGAGGUUCACAUUGCCAGCAAUGUCACUAGUAAUGGUCCAUUCAUUCUGAGCUCCUCUGGUUGCUGCUGGGAGGAUAAUGUUCAUGGUGUCGGUGGAUGGACGCUUCGCACUCAUGUUGACACUGGCCGUCGAUCUGACACUCAGUCUCCAAACAGAUCCCCUGUUUCAGCAGCAAUUCCAAACAUAAGGAUUCCUCAGAACUGCUUCCAGAACAUUCAUUUGCUGGCACAUGAUCCAGAUAACGAUGUUGUGAGAUGCAGGUUUAAUGACGCCAACUGCACAGUGUGCCAUCAACAUCCAAACAUACAUCUUUAUCAGGAAUCAUGCACUUUGCACAGAGAAGAUUCUCUGGAUGUGGGUGUGCAUGUGUUUGAGCUCUUGCUGGAGGAUUAUCCCGUUUCAAACAUAACUCUGACUGACGAAAACGGGGUCUUCUCAGUCAGUAAUGCAUUCAAUGACAGCAGUAACCCAACCGCUCUCAGUCAAGUGCCUCUGCAGUUUGCAGUUGAAAUUCUUCCACCAUCUCAGGGUUGUGUACCAGGCGUGAACAAACCAAGUUUCUUGACACCAACUCCUUUACAUGGAGAUGUGCAUCAUGCCGCUGUGGGAGAGGUGCAUGAGAUCACCCUGCGAGCACAGAUCUCAGACAACAGCAUCUUUGAUUUCCAGGUCAGUGGCCCCUCUAAUAUGUCUAAGACCCUGACAAGUGAGAGUAAUGGAGUUUUGGAGGCAACACUGACUUGGACUCCACAGAAGACGGAUUUGUACCGUCGUGUACCUGUGUGUUUCGCAGCAGAGACGCUUCACAGUCAGUCAGAAAUGAGGUGCAUCAUCGUGGCUGUGGCAAAAGCAAGGGUUCUUUCAGGUGAAGCAAAGGUUAUCUGUGACGAUAACAGUAUCAGCAUUGUAGUCAGUAAAGCCUCCAUGGAUGGAAUUGACCAGAACUGGCUCCAACUGCGAGACCCCACCUGCUCCCUUACCUCCAAUGACACCCACAUCCUGGGCACGAUGUCCCUCAACACCUGUGGCACUACGAUGGAUGACUCUGGAGAUUUCAUCGUCUUCAAAAACGAGAUCAACUCCUUUGAGAACCUGAAUGCUGUCAUCACCAGACGCAAUCAAGUUAAAUUCGGCUUCUCCUGCCAGUAUCCCAAAAUGGCCAGUGUCUCCAACCGCUACGUUAACCAUAAAUCUGACUACAUCUUCACUGAAUCCAGUUUCGGCACGUUUGGUUACUCGUUUGAAGUUUUCACCGACAACAGCUUCAACAGUCAGGUAGAUCCCAGCCUGUAUCCGGUGCAGGUUCAGCUGAUGGACCAGAUCUACAUGGGCAUUGAAGCUCAUACUGCUCUACCAGAGGUCACUCUCUUCGUUGAGUCCUGCAGAGCCACUCCAGAAGACAAUCCAUUCAGUGCCGUCUUUUAUGACAUCAUCAAAGAUGGGUGA
Messenger RNA from Sinocyclocheilus rhinocerous, 1848 nucleotides. RefSeq lists its product as uncharacterized. The coding region runs from base 136 to 1848 and encodes 570 amino acids. NCBI's taxonomy places the organism in Eukaryota, Metazoa, Chordata, Actinopteri, Cypriniformes, Cyprinidae. The record is from RefSeq and is a predicted model, not a curated record. The transcript is spliced from 10 exons.